AAAUAGAAUGACUUCGGACUUACCAUCUUUAUCAUUGCUUAAUGCAUGAGAAUAACUGUGGACUUGACUGAGAGGAAAAAUGAUAAAACAUAUUUACAACCAACUGACAUAGAAGACAUAGAUAUAACACCUGUUUACAUUGGAGUUAUUUUUCAUGAGUUGAAUCGUUUUAUAUAUAGGACCAUAAUACAUGCGUGUGAUGUCACCCCAGGGUCCGAAAACUGAUGCGAAAACGUUAUUACUAAAAGAAAAAUUAAACAGUAUAAGUUGUGCAGGUACUACAGAAACAUCUCGAGAGACAAAUUACGAAAAAUCUCACCAUUGAAAUAAUAAAAAACUUUGUCGCCCAAAACGUUUUUUAUAUGCGAAUAAGAAAAAAAGAAGAAAAAUACAUUUAAAUAUUAUGGAAAAAGUGUCAUCUGUUUCACACGUUAUCAAAUCUGCAUUGAAAGGUGUUUUCAAUUCAAUUUUUCUACCUUGAAUUUUUUAUUCUUUAUAUAUUGGAAUAAAAUAAAAAGAAAAAAUUUUAAAUCUACUGUACUCGUAUGAAGAAAAAUAAAAGAAAAGUUUACGAUUUUGUUUAUGUUAAGUUAAAGACAUUUUCUUUCUGUGAACAAAGUGAAUUUAAAAUCCAUAAAAAAUAAAAGUUUGACAAUAAAAAUAAAAUAGUAACAAUGAAAAAUAGUGAUCAAAAUUUUUGGCCAUCAUCAGUGAAAUUAAAAAUAAAUAAUGAAUUUAUUAUAAAUAAUAUUAUAAUAAAUGAUAAAAAAAAAAGAAAAUUAUUUGAUAAAUUAUAUUUUAAUAAUGAAUAUUUUGAUGAUAAAAAAUUAUAUAUUAAAAAAAAAAGUCACAGUACAAAUAGUAUUCUAACAAAUGCAAAAUUAAAAAAAAAUAAAAAUAAUAAUAAACGACAUUCAUGGGGUUCGGAAAUUGAUAAUAAUAAAUUACAAUAUUAUUCAAUUGGUGAUUAUUUACGUCAACAAAUUGUUGAAGAUUUAAAUACACCAGAUAUUUUGUAUAAAUCAGAUGAACAAUUAGCAUUUGAUCGUUAUCGAAGAGUACGUGAAUAUCUUGAUCAACGAAAUUUAUCAUCAGAUAAAAUCAUUAAUUUAUCAUUGUCAAAAUUAAAAAAAAAUUAUCAACUAAAAAAUAGAAAGAAUGAUUAUACAAAUUAUUAUCUAAAGCAUAAUCAAAGUGAUGGAAAUAAAUUACAUAAUAAAAAAAAAAUAUAUAGACGUUCAAAAAGUGAUAUAGAUAAAAAAUUUAUAUAUAAAAAAAAAUAUAAUAAUAUUGAUGAUAAUAUAUAUAAUUCAACAGAUAAUAUAAUUAAUUAUUUAAAUAAAUGUAAUUUACAAGAUAGUAAUAAUGAUAUUCUAUUACAAGAAAAUUAUUUACUUGUUGAAAAUGGAAAAAUUAAUUUAUCAAGUUCAUUGGAUUCACUUGAUAGAGGAUACAAUUCAAUGUCUAAAAAUUAUUCAAAAUCAUGGAUGGGUUUUCUUAAAAAUACAAAUGUUAAAAAAACUUCUACAUUUAAAAUAAUUAAUUGUAAUAAAGAUGAUAAUAAUGGAUUUAAGGUGAAAAGUAGAGGUAUUGAUUCAAGUUAUAUUAAUGAUAAAAAAUAUGAUGAGAUAGUCGAGUCAAAUGUGAAUGACACUUUAAAAUAUAAAUUCAGGUGUGUUUAUGAUCAGUUUAAGCAAAGACAUGAUGUUGAAAAAGAAGAAGAAGAAGAAGAAGAAGAAGUUUGUCAAGAUGAUAAAAGUUGUGAUUCCAUUGAGAGUAAAGAGGAAUUUGAGAAUGAAAAGUUUCGUAUGAUAAAUGUGAGAAAAAGACGUAGACAUAUAAACAAGGAUCAAAUUAUUCAAGGUGAGGAAGUGUCAGUUUCACCAAAAAUAGGAGGAAGAGAAGCAUUUUUUCGUCCUCAAUUACGUGACAUAACAACGAAAAAACAACGACGACCACCACCACCCCCGCCACUACCACCACUACCAUCAUCAACUCCAAUAUCAACAAAAUAUAAAAUAAAUAAUUGUGAUAUAAAAAAAUAUUUUAAUUAUCCAAAUAAAGAAAAUAGUCCUGGUUAUGAUAAGAGUAAUAAUAAAAUUAUUGAAAGAGCUAUAAUGGGCUCAAAUUUGAGUAGACAUAGUGAAAAAGGAUUGACUGGUAGACGUACACAAUCAUCUGGUAAUUUAUGUGAUCCAAAAGGUAAAUUAAAUAAUGUUGGUAAAAUAUUAAUGCCAUGCUCAAGUGGACCACAAGAAAGAUAUAUUAUAUCUGGAUCAUUACCAAAUAGUCUUGAUGAUAAAGAAUCAUUAAAAAAUGAUACAAUUAUUAAUAAUAAUAAUAAUAAUGAUAUUAUUUGUGAUACAAUUGUUGGCAAUAUGGGUGGUACAUUGCCACAUAAAAAACGAACACAUGGGGUACAUUUUUCAGAUGGAAUUAAUGGAACACUUGAUCUUGUUAGACAUCGUUCACAAGAAUCCUUAGAUGGUAACCCCUGGAGACGACAUCAUCAGGAUAGUGACCUUGAUCUUGUACGUUGUAAACAUGGUAACUUUGAUUUGAUAAGAAAAAAUCAAAGCAUUGAUACUGUGGACAGUGGCAUCAAGUAUUCACGUGUAUUUAUUGAUGAAAAAAAUCAUAAUUUAGAUAUAUCUGGUACAUUGCCAAAACGACGAAUUGAUCCAAAAUGGUGUGAUCCAUCAUCAAUUCAAGCAUUUCAACAACAAACAAUAGUUGAUACUGUUGAUGGUGAUUUAUUAAUGAAAGUUGUUCAUAAACCAAAUUGUGAACUUAUGAAAAAUCGUCAAUUUGAUCAACGUCCAGUUGAUAUUAAAUUAACACGAUUAGUUGGUGAACAUCAAGAUCAAGGCUAUGCCUCUGAACGUUCACCAGAAGAUGAACAUCCACCAUCAUUACCUGGUCAACAACUUCCCGAUAUUAGCACUAUCAAUCCCGAGAGCACGUAUCGAGUUAUUUUACAAAAAAGUAGCCGAGGGCUAGGAUUGAGUUUAUCCGGGGGUGGAAGUUCAGGUCCAGUGAGAGUUAAAAGACUUUUUCCACAACAACCAGCGGCAUUGUCGAACAAACUACAAUCCGGUGAUAUUCUUCUUGCGGUAAAUGGAGUACCACUUACCGGUCUCACAAAUUACGAGGCAUUAGAAGUUUUACGAACAACUUCAAAUACUGUCGAACUUUUGGUAUGUCGAUUGCCUGGUGAAGAACUUUGUAUAUCACCACCAGGAGUACCACCACCACCACCUCUUAGAAGAGAACAUCCAUCCUUACCACCACUCAAAAUUCUCAAUCCAUUACCACCACUUCAAAUUGAACCUUGUGGGGAAUUUGAUAUUGAAAUGACAAAAGUUGGUGGAAGUUUGGGUUUUACAUUACGAAAAGUUGAUAGUAGUGCAUUGGGACAUUAUGUUAGAGCAUUAGUAAGAGAACCAGCUUUAAGUGAUGGUAGAAUUCAGCCAGGCGACAAAAUUGUUGCAGUGGAUGAUUCACCCUUGUCACCAAUGAGCCAUGAGGAAGCAGUUGCAUUACUACGACAAUGUGGUCCAAGAGUUAAACUUCGUCUUUAUCGAGACUUGGCACAAACACCAGUAUCAGCACUUUCACCAACUGAACCAGAUCAUCCACUUCGUCCAUCACGAACAAAUUUGAGACAAGAAGCAGUGGAUAUGCUGUGUGAUUUGGCUGUGAGAAAAUUGUCCCCAGGCACUUCGAAUGGAUCAAAUUGUCAACAUGUUUCUGGUACAUUGUCUAGCUCACCAAGAAGACUUCGUAGACCUGCAUCACGAACUCCAACGGGUGAAAGAGAACAAGAACCAAUUUAUGCAACUCAAUUGUCAAUAACAAGUCAAGCUGACACCUCGGAUUCAGAUCAAUGCUCAAUAAAAACUCAAAUAACAAAUUCCCAAGCAGCAACACCAGAUGACAUUAUUGAUCCACCAGCAUUAUAUGAUAUUUUUGACAGUAAUGAUCGACCACUACGACCUAAUUUUCUAAAUUUAUCAGCACCAACAGAUAAACCAAAUUUUCAAUUUAACUUGGAGCCUGAACAAACAACCAAUAUUGUCAUCAAUUAUGAUAAUAGAAAUGAAAAUAUUGCAAAUGUUUAUCAUGAUGAUAAUAGAAGAGAAUUAAAUGAUAUACAAGACAGUGAUCUACCAACAGAACCAGCAUCAAUGCCACCAAUAAUGGCUUUAAGAAAUAAUAGUGGUGCUUUUAGUUAUAAAAAUCCAGCUUAUCAAUCAGCAAAUCCAACUUGUGGAGGAACAGAUAAUGGUACAAAAACUAAAAUUGGUCAUUCAAGUGAUCAAGACAUUCCAGGUAAAGUAUUUUGUGGUGAAGAUCCAGUGGGCAGUAAAGGUCUUUUAAAGUGGAAAGGUGUCAUGUUUGCUACUGAUGAUGAUGAUGAAAAAAAUAAUCCACAGGAUAUUAAGGAUAAUACAAAAAAGACUGAAUUAAAAUAUCGUGAAGGUUACGAGGUGUUUAUGGUAGAACUGACAAGGGGCUGGAAUAGCAGACUGGGAUUUAGUUUACAAUAUGAAAAUAAUUCAACAGUAAUAUCAAUUGUACAUCCUGACAGUGUUGCUGCGAAGGACGGUAGAUUGAAACAAGGCGACAUAUUAAUUAUGGUAAAUGAUGAGAGUGUCGAGGACAUGCCAACUGCUGAAAUAAUCGAUUUAUUGAGAAAAAUACGUGGAUCAAUUGGCAUAACUGUUGCACGAAAAAAAAAACGAGAUGCAACGUGAUAAAGUGAUAAAUAAAAAAGAGCUUAAGCUUUAAUAUAUAUAUAUAAAAAUCCAGGAAUGUCAGGUAUUUUAAAUUUUUCCUUCAUUGUAAAGUUAUUUUUUUAUUUUUAUUAUUAUUAUUUUUUUUGUAUGCCUGACUAUACUGAGACAAUAGAAUGGAAAAAAAAUAAAAACGAAAAAUAUUCGAUGAUUAAAUUAUAAUUCUUUCUUCGAGAAUUGUAUAAAAGAAAUUUAAAAUAUAAAAAAAAAAGAAAAAAAAUAUUUAAUAGAUUUUCUUGUUAAAAAGUAAUUGAAAAAUUUAUCAAAAAGUUUAUUCAAUCAACGAAUGUCAAUACUAUAUAGAAUUUAAAAAAGAAAAAUAAUAAUUUAAUAUAAACUGUACAUUCUUUUUUUUAGUGAAAAAAAAAUUUAUUAUAAAAUAAAAAACGACUUUCUUUUAUUGUUGAUUAAAAGAAAAAAAAUGUAUAAAAAAUAUAUAUUUAAAAAAAAGGCGAUAUUUAUUACAAUUAUAAAUUAUUAAUACUCAUUAAAAGAUAUAUUAUAUUUAAGAAUAAAUAAAUAUAUUAAUUGAUAUGUACAAAUACAUAAUUUAAUAAUAGCUAAUAACAAAAGAUGUUUUUAAAUUAUAAAAACAAAAAGUUAUUCCACUUUAUUGUGAAAAGAAAAGAAUAAAAUUAUUUUUCAAUGGGUAAAGUAACUUUGAAAGAGAUGCAAUAUAAAGAGAUGCAACACAAAAAGGAGAGCUAGGCUGAAAAGAAAAGAAAAAAAUUUAAUUGUUGUUAUAAAUCAAACAGUCAAUCAAAAUAGUAUAUUUGAAAAAAAAAAUAUAUCAAUGUAUAGAGUAUUAUUAUAAUAAUUUAAAAAAAAGAAAAAAAACUUUAUGUAAAAUCUAUCAUGAAUUUGCUUUGAUUAUGUUACUGUUCAUAAAAAAAAAUUUAACAAUAAUGACUGUUAAAUAAACAAAAGAAAAAAUCAAAUUAAAAUUUCAAUAUUAAUAAAAAAAAAAUUGUUCAAUAUCUAUAUUUGUUGUAAAGAGUAUUUUAAAAAUAUAAUCAAAAUUGUAAAAAGAGAUUAACAAAAAAAAAAAACAAGUGUUCAAUUUAAAAUCGAUAAUUCAAAUUAUAUAUUUAUUAUAAAUAAAUAACUAAAUAAAUCAAAUGUCAAAUUAAUUGUUCAGUAUCAAUUCAGUUUAUGUAUUUGUUUUUUCUCUUCAUGAGGAUAUAUGUUUAUAUCCAAGUGACUGAAUUUAAAUUUAUAUAGACUUGAAAAAAUAAAAAAUAUUUAAUUGGCAAAAACUAUGGUCAAUGUAAUAGGUCGUUUCAUUAGACUAUUAGAGCUAUUGAAAAUUUUAAAAAACAUUCUAAAAAAAAAAUAAAA
Messenger RNA from Aphidius gifuensis, 6134 nucleotides. RefSeq lists its product as uncharacterized. Gene Ontology annotation, molecular function: protein binding. The transcript is spliced from 13 exons. The coding region runs from base 675 to 4757 and encodes 1360 amino acids. Lineage: Eukaryota; Metazoa; Arthropoda; Insecta; Hymenoptera; Braconidae. The record is from RefSeq and is a predicted model, not a curated record.